Molecule: messenger RNA, 5250 nt
Organism: Lipotes vexillifer (Yangtze River dolphin)
Lineage: Eukaryota; Metazoa; Chordata; Mammalia; Artiodactyla; Lipotidae
Gene: KIF21B
Product: kinesin family member 21B
Exons: 35
Coding region: 1-5250 (1749 amino acids)
Biological process (GO): microtubule-based movement; mitotic spindle organization; spindle elongation
Cellular component (GO): microtubule associated complex
Molecular function (GO): microtubule binding; ATP binding; microtubule motor activity
Source: RefSeq, a predicted model, not a curated record
AUGAGCCGAGGGGUUCCUUUAAAGGCUUCCGCCCCGCCCCUGCUGCCGGCUCGGGCUUUCGAUUGGUGCAUCAGCUCGGGGGCGGAGCUAGGGGCGGAGCCUCCGCCGGGCCGGCCCCCGCCCCCUUUGUUCGUGCGGCGGCGGGAGGCGCUGCGGCGCUGGAGGUGCGCGCGCGGGAGCCGCGUCGUGGGGAGCGGGUCGCGCCCGGGCUGUCAGCUGGCUCCGCGCCGCCGCCCGAUGGCUCGAGGGGGCGCGCGGGCCCGGCCCCGGGGGCGCCCGCGAGCAUGUCACCUCCAGCCGCCGCAGCCGCCGUCCGCAGCGCCCGCGCCCUCGCCUCUAGCAGCCGCAGCCGCAGCCGCCGCCCGGGGCAUUGGCCCCCAAGCCCCCGCCCCUGAUCGACGCGGGACCCGGCGCCGAAGCACCAUGGCGGGCCAGGGGGACUGCUGCGUCAAGGUGGCCGUCAGGAUCCGGCCCCAGCUGUCAAAAGAGAAGAUUGAGGGCUGCCACAUCUGCACCUCGGUCACCCCGGGGGAGCCGCAGGUCCUCCUGGGGAAGGACAAGGCCUUCACCUAUGACUUUGUGUUCGACCUGGACACCUGGCAGGAGCAGGUUUAUUCUACCUGCGUGAGCAGGCUCGUGGAGGGCUGCUUCGAGGGCUACAAUGCCACGGUGCUGGCCUACGGGCAGACGGGGGCUGGGAAGACGUACACUAUGGGCACCGGUUUCGACGUGGCGAUGGCGGAGGAGGAGCAGGGCAUCAUCCCGAGGGCCAUCGCGCACCUCUUCGGGGGCAUCGCUGAGCGCAAGCGGCGGGCACAGGAGCAGGGUGUGGCUGGGCCCGAGUUCAAAGUCAGCGCCCAGUUCCUGGAGCUCUACAACGAGGAGAUCCUCGACCUCUUCGACAGCGCCCGCGACCCUGACGCCCGCCACCGCAGGUCCAACAUCAAGAUCCACGAGGACGCCAACGGCGGCAUCUACACCACGGGCGUCACCUCCCGCCUCGUCAGCUCCCAGGAGGAGCUGAUCCAGUGCCUGAAGCAGGGCGCCCUGUCGCGCACCACGGCCAGCACCCAGAUGAACGUGCAGAGCUCCCGCUCCCACGCCAUCUUCACCAUCCAUGUGUGCCAGAUGCGCCUGUGCACCCGGCCCGACCUGGUGAACGAGGCCGUGACCGGGCUUCCCGACGGCACCGCUCCCUCGGGCGAGUAUGAGACGCUCACCGCCAAGUUUCACUUUGUGGACCUGGCCGGCUCAGAGCGGCUGAAGCGGACGGGGGCCACAGGCGAGCGGGCCAAGGAGGGCAUCUCCAUCAACUGUGGCCUGCUGGCCUUGGGAAACGUGAUCAGCGCCUUGGGGGACCAGAGCAAGAAAGUGGUGCACGUGCCCUACAGGGACUCCAAGCUCACCCGGCUCCUCCAGGACUCGCUGGGCGGCAACAGCCAGACCAUCAUGAUCGCCUGCGUGAGCCCCUCUGACCGGGACUUCAUGGAGACGCUCAACACGCUCAAAUACGCCAACCGAGCCCGUAACAUCAAGAACAAGGUGGUGGUGAACCAGGACAAGGCCAGCCAGCAGCUCAGCGCGCUGCGGGCCGAGAUCGCGCGCCUGCAGAUGGAGCUGAUGGAGUACAAGGCGGGCAAGAGGGUGAUCGGGGAGGAUGGCGCCGAAGGCUACAGUGACCUGUUCCGGGAGAACGCGAUGCUGCAGAAGGAGAACGGGGUGCUGCGCUUGCGGGUCAAGGCCAUGCAGGAGGCCAUCGACGCCAUCAACAGCCGUGUCACACAGCUCAUGAGCCAGGAGGCCAACCUGCUCCUGGCCAAGGCCGGAGACGGCAGCGAGGCCAUCGGCGCUCUGAUCCAGAACUACAUCCGGGAGAUUGAGGACCUGCGGACCAAGCUCCUGGAGAGCGAGGCCAUGAACGAGUCCCUGCGUCGCAGCCUCUCUCGGGCCUCGACCCGGGGUCCCUGCUCCCUGGGCGCGUCCCCGGUCGUCCCGACCGGCUCCAUGGAGGACGCCGCUGAGGUCAUCCGCCGAGCCAAGCAGGACCUGGAGAGGCUCAAGAAGAAGGAAGUCAGGCAGCGGAGAAAGAGCCCAGAGAAGGAAGCCUUCAAAAAGAGGGCAAAACUCCAACAGGAGAACAGCGAGGAGACCGAUGACAAUGAGGCCGAGGAGGAGGACGAGGAGCCAGAGGAGAGCGGCCGUGAGGACGAGGACUCGGGCAGCGAGGAGAGCCUGGUGGACUCGGACUCCGACCCCGAGGACAAGGAGGUGAACUACCAGGCUGACCUGGCCGACCUGACGUGCGAGAUCGAAAUCAAGCAGAAGUUGAUUGACGAGCUGGAGAACAGCCAGCGGCGGCUCCAGACGCUCAAGCACCAGUACGAGGAGAAGCUGAUCCUGUUGCAGAACAAGAUCCGGGACACGCAGCUGGAGCGGGACCGCGUGCUGCAGAACCUCAGUACCAUGGAGUGCUACACGGAGGAGAAAGCCAACAAGAUCAAGGCGGACUAUGAGAAGAGGCUGCGGGAGAUGAACCGGGACCUGCAGAAGCUGCAGGCCGCGCAGAAGGAGCACGCGCGGCUGCUCAAGAGCCAGUCUCGCCACGAGAGGGAGCUCAGGAAGCUGCAGGCUGAGGUGGCCGAGAUGAAGAAGGCCAAGGUGGCCCUGAUGAAGCAGAUGCGGGAAGAGCAGCACCGGCGGCGGCUGGCGGAGACCAAGAGGAACCGGGAGAUCGCACAGCUCAAGAAGGAGCAGCGGCGGCAGGAGUUUCAGAUCCGAGCUCUGGAGUCCCAGAAGCGGCAGCAAGAAAUGGUCCUGAGGAGGAAAACCCAGGAGGUUUCUGCGCUGAGGCGUCUGGCCAAGCCCAUGUCCGAGCGUGUGGCGGGCCGAGUGGGACCAAAGCCACCCAUGCUGGACUCGGGCGCCGAGGUGUCGGCCAGCACCACCUCGUCCGAGGCCGAAUCGGGGGCGCGCUCCGUCUCCAGCAUCGUGCGCCAGUGGGACCACAAGAUCAGCCACUUCUUGGAGAACCACCCCAUGCCCACCGUGUCUGGCGCCCGCCCUGCCAGAAAGAAGUUCCAGAAGAAGGGGGCCAGCCAGAGCUUCAGUAAGGCCGCCAGGCUCAAGUGGCAGUCGCUGGAGCGGAGGAUUGUCGACAUCGUCAUGCAGAGGAUGGCCAUCGCCAACCUGGAGGCUGACAUGGAGCGGCUCAUCAAGAAAAGGGAGGAGCUGUCCCUCCUGCAGGAGGCCUUGAGGAGGAAGCGGGAGCGGCUGCAGGCCGAGAGCCCAGAGGAGAAGGGGCUGCAGGAGCUGGCAGAGGAGAUCGAGGUGCUGGCGGCCAACAUCGACUACAUCAACGACAGCAUCGGCGACUGCCAGGCCACCAUUGUGCAGCUGGAGGAGGCCAAGGAGGAGCUGGACUCCACAGACACGUCGGUGGUCAUCAGCUCCUGCUCCCUGGCCGAAGCCCGCCUCCUGCUAGACAACUUCCUCAAGGCGUCCAUCGACAAGGGGCUGCAGGUGGCCCAGAAGGAGGCCCAGAUCCGGCUGCUGGAGGGACGGCUGAGGCAGACAGACAUAGCGGGCCCCUCCCAGAACCACCUGCUGCUUGACGCCCUGCGCGAGAAGGCCGAGGCCCAUCCCGAGCUGCAGGCCCUCAUCCACAACGUGCAGCAGGAGAACGGCUACGCCAGCACAGAUGAGGAGGUGUCUGAGUUCUCGGAGGGGAGCUUCUCCCAGUCGUUCACCAUGAAAGGCUCCACCAGCCACGACGACUUCAAGUUCAAGGGUGAGCCCAAGCUGUCCGCCCAGAUGAAGGCCGUGUCUGCCGAGUGCCUGGGCCCCCCGCUGGACGUGUCCACCAAGAACAUCACUAAGUCCCUGGCCUCCCUCGUGGAGAUCAAAGAGGACGGAGUGGGCUUCUCCAUCCGAGACCCCUACUACCGGGACAAGGUCUCUCGGACCAUCAGCCUGCCCAGCAGAGGGAGCACUUUCCCCCGGCAGUCUCGAGGAGCGGAGACGUCCCCUCUGACCCGAAGGAAGUCAUAUGACCGAGGGCAGCCCAUCAGGUCCACAGACGUGGGGUUCACGCCCCCCUCGUCCCCUCCCACUCGGCCCCGGAACGACCGAAACGUCUUCUCUCGUCUCACCAGUAACCAGAGCCAGGGGUCGGCGCUGGACAAGUCUGAUGACAGCGACUCCUCUUUGUCGGAGGUCCUGAGGGGCAUCAUCACCCCGGUCGGAGGAGCCAGGGGCGCGCGGACGGCCCCGCUGCAGUGCGUCUCCAUGGCCGAGGGCCACACCAAGCCCAUCCUCUGCCUGGACGCCACGGAUGAGCUGCUCUUCACAGGGUCCAAAGACCGCAGCUGUAAGAUGUGGAACUUGGUGACGGGGCAGGAGAUUGCAGCUCUGAAGGGUCACCCCAGCAACGUGGUCUCCAUCAAGUACUGCAGCCUCUCUGGGCUCGUGUUCUCCGUGUCCACCUCCUACAUCAAGGUGUGGGACAUCCGAGACUCGGCCAAGUGCGUCCGGACCCUCACGUCCUCAGGCCAGGUGGUCUCAGGGGAUGCCUGUGCGGCUGCGUCCACCCGCACCAUCACCAGCGCUCAGGGAGAGCACCAGAUCAACCAGAUUGCCCUCAGCCCCUCGGGCAGCAUGCUGUAUGCCGCUUCGGGCAACGCCGUCCGCAUCUGGGAGCUCAACAGGUUCCAGCCCGUCGGCAAGCUGACCGGCCACAUCGGCCCCGUGAUGUGCCUGACGGUCGCCCAGGCCGCCAGCCAGCACGACCUGGUGGUAACCGGCUCCAAGGACCACUACGUUAAGAUGUUCCAGCUGGGUGAGUGUGUGACGGGCACCGUCGGCCCCACCCACAACUUCGAGCCCCCGCACUACGAUGGCAUCGAGUGUCUGGCCAUCCAGGGGGACGUCCUGUUCAGCGGCUCCCGGGAUAAUGGCAUCAAGAAGUGGGACCUGGCGCAGCAGGAGCUCAUGCAGCAAAUCCCCACGGCGCACAAGGACUGGGUGUGCGCCCUGGCCUUCGUCCCGGGCCGCCCCAUGCUGCUGAGCGCCUGCCGCGCAGGCGUCAUCAAGGUCUGGAACGUCGACAACUUCACGCCCAUUGGCGAGAUCAAGGGCCACGACAGCCCCAUCAAUGCCAUGUGCACCAACGCCAGGCACAUCUUCAGCGCCUCCAGUGACCUGACAGUGAAGUUCUGGAGUGCCCGGCGCCUGGUGCCCAGCGGCCCCCACUAG